Messenger RNA from Lottia gigantea (owl limpet), 1011 nucleotides. RefSeq lists its product as hypothetical. NCBI's taxonomy places the organism in Eukaryota, Metazoa, Mollusca, Gastropoda, Lottiidae. Gene Ontology annotation, biological process: carbohydrate metabolic process. Gene Ontology annotation, molecular function: hydrolase activity, acting on carbon-nitrogen (but not peptide) bonds. The record is from RefSeq and is a predicted model, not a curated record. Bases 1 to 1011 code for a protein of 336 amino acids. The transcript is spliced from 2 exons.
AUGGAUCUAUUUUCUAUCUUUCUGGUUGGUUGUUGUAAAUAUGUUAUUGUAGUACUAUCUUGUGGUGAACACAACUGCCAGCUUCCAAACUGCUUUUGCCCCGGAAACUCAAUACCAAAUGGAUUUGCUGCUAAAGAUACCCCACAGAUGGUGAUGUUAACAUUCGAUGAUGAAGUUUCUGCAGCUUAUUAUGGUUACUUCCAGAGAUUGUUCAGACCGGGUCGUUAUAAUCCUAAUGGAUGUCCUGUAAGAGGUGGAUUGUUUGUCUCUGGUAGUGGAACAGAUUACGAUCUGGUCUAUCCUCUUUAUGCUAUGGGAGUUGAAAUAGCAAGCCAUACAUUAUCACACAAGUUCCCACACACAUGGUGGAGCAGUGCCUCUUAUGAAGAAUAUUUCAACGAAAUCGAUGGCAUGAAGAGAGCCUUAGCUGAAAACUCUGGUGUACCAUAUGACUCUAUCCACGGCUUCCGAGUACCUUUCCUGCAAUUAGGCGGUGAUAAUAUGUACAAGGCCAUUUAUGACUCUAAAUUAUCAUAUGAUACAUCGAUGUUCACUGGUCCAGUUUGGGAAGGAGGGGAACCUGUUUGGCCAUUCACACUUGAUUUCGUCCCUGGCCAAGAAUUCUGUCAACAUGGACCAUGUCCAGAAGAUCAGUAUCCAGGUUUGUGGGAAAUUCCCGUUCAAAGAUGGUAUGGUGUUGAUGGACAUUCCUGUGCUAUGGCUGAUGGUUGUACUUCUACAGGUGAUGCUGAUGAGAUGAUGGAAUUCUUACGAACCAACUUCAAACGAUAUUACAAUACCAACAGAGCACCUUUUGGAAUAUUUGUACAUGCAAGAUGGUUCCAUACUGAGCAUCACAUAGAUGCCUUAGAUCGGUUUAUUGAUGAACUGAUGGAUCUCAAUGACGUCUACAUUGUUACCCCAAAACAAGUUAUAGAAUGGAUGAGGAAGCCCACGCCUUUAAACCAAGCCCAGUUCUUCCAACCGUGGUCAUGUGAAGGUUCUCUGUAA